Pyricularia oryzae 70-15 is the source of this 772-nucleotide messenger RNA. RefSeq lists its product as uncharacterized. NCBI's taxonomy places the organism in Eukaryota, Fungi, Ascomycota, Sordariomycetes, Magnaporthales, Pyriculariaceae. The record is from RefSeq and is a predicted model, not a curated record. Bases 582 to 743 code for a protein of 53 amino acids. The transcript has a single exon.
GGUAAAUGUGAGUAAUGGUUUUGCUGAGUUGUCAAGCUAUGCACUGCUUUUUGUAUCCUUUUUUUUUCCUUCCUCAAAUAGGAUGACUAGCUCGUGGCGCUUUGCGCUGGCGCAGGACUGGAUGAGGCUAACAAAGUCAAGCCAGAAGAAAGUGAGUCGUUGCGAAGGAAGCGCGCGAAAGUGAUUUAAAAAGUGAGAGAGUGACGUAUGGUUGAGGUAUUCGCGGCCGGCAAGAAGCUAGACCAAGAAUAAUUCGUAAUAAUAGUAAGUAGCUUGAAUUCCUAGGCAGGCAUGAGAUAGGUAAGUUAAAUGAGUACAAAAGAGAAGGUAGGCUGGCAGACUGUAGAAUUGGACAGGCAUGUAGGUAAAGAAAGCUAAAGAGGGAAUAUUAGGCACUUGAAGUGAGAGAAAUGACAAUGGGGACAGACCUCCAGAGUGUCGGCGUCUCAGAAUUGCGGGAGAGCUUCAAAAGUGCUUGCCUGGCAAUGAAUGACCUUUAAUUGGAAGCAGCACGGUUGAUUGAUUGAUUGACGGGUAGCCACAACUUGUUUGCUGGGUCUCGGAAAAUAACCUCGAGGCCAAUGUCCGUGUACUGGGCUUCUUCGGCCAAGCUCGACGAGGAAAGCAGAACGCAGUACUACGGCGGGACGAGUCACAACAUCGGCAUUGCACAUCACCUUGCACAAGCGGCACCACGACGGUUUACAUUCAUGAUUGAUUUGUGUCUGCCCCUUUCUGGGUAAUCGGUCGAUUCGGCGAACCUGGCCCUCCC